This is a messenger RNA of Cynara cardunculus var. scolymus (artichoke), 1168 nucleotides long. RefSeq lists its product as uncharacterized. NCBI's taxonomy places the organism in Eukaryota, Viridiplantae, Streptophyta, Magnoliopsida, Asterales, Asteraceae. The coding region runs from base 16 to 990 and encodes 324 amino acids. Gene Ontology annotation, cellular component: plasma membrane; cell wall. The record is from RefSeq and is a predicted model, not a curated record. The transcript has 2 exons.
CCAAAGGCAAGCGACAUGAAGGACACAGUCCUACUCGGCAAAAACGCCCUACCCAAAUGGGAAAUCACCGGCCUUGUGGAGUACAUCCAUGGCGGACCUCAGCCCGGCGGGAUGUACUUUCCGGUUGCACAUGGCGUCCACGCCGUCAGGCUCGGCAACGAAGCCACCAUAUCUCAAACCAUUGCCGUCAAAGCUGGCUCUCUGUACGCCGUCACGUUCGGUGCUUCCAGAACCUGUGCGCAGCAGGAGGUGUUGAGGGUGUCGGUGCCGCCGCAGUCCGGCGAUCUUCCACUGCAGACUCUCUACUGCAGCGACGGAGGCGAUGUGUAUGCUUAUGGAUUUAUAGCGAAUUCAAACAGUGUGAAGUUGACCUUCCAUAACCCUGGAGUCCAAGAAGAUCCUAAAUGUGGCCCACUCAUCGAUGCCGUCGCCAUUAAAGAGCUCCUCCUUCCCAGACCUACUCGAUUUAAUUUGGUUAAAAAUGGCGGAUUCGAGGAAGGCCCCCACCGGUUAUUCAACUCCACCAGCGGCGUCCUCCUCCCUCCAAAACAACAAGACGUCACAUCCCCGCUUCCCGGCUGGAUCAUCGAGUCUCAGAAAGCCGUUAAAUUCAUCAACUCCAAUAAUUUCAACGUCCCAUCCGGCGUCGCAGCCAUCGAACUCGUCGCCGGAAGAGAAAGUGCCGUCGCUCAAAUCCUCCGAACCAUCCCCAACAAACUAUAUAACCUAAGCUUCGCCAUUGGAGACGCGAAAAACGCGUGCCAUGGUGACAUGAUGGUUGAAGCCUUCGCCGGAAAAGACACCCUGAAAGCAAAGUUCAAAUCGGAAGGCAAGGGGAAGUGGAAGACGGUGAACAUGAAGUUUAGGGCGAUCUCGGCGAGAACCAGAUUGACGUUUUACAGCUCGUUUUACCAUACGAGGAUUGACGAUACUGUAUCUCUUUGCGGCCCUGUGAUUGAUGAAGUUAAGGUGUCCUACAUAGGAGCUUAAAAACUCCAUUGGAGUUGAGAUUUAUAGAAUUAUUUAUAUUUUGGUCGUCUGUAAAUCACAGACCCUUGAUGAUUUAUUAGCUGACAAAAUGGUAUUUGAUUAAUAAUGUUGUUUAAAAACAAAAGAUCCAACAUUUGACCACCAAAUUGUAAUUCAUUUCAACAAUUAUUUGUGGUUC